Molecule: messenger RNA, 2326 nt
Organism: Mercurialis annua (annual mercury)
Lineage: Eukaryota; Viridiplantae; Streptophyta; Magnoliopsida; Malpighiales; Euphorbiaceae
Product: phragmoplastin DRP1C
Exons: 16
Coding region: 202-2076 (624 amino acids)
Cellular component (GO): membrane; cytoplasm; microtubule
Molecular function (GO): GTPase activity; GTP binding; microtubule binding
Source: RefSeq, a predicted model, not a curated record
AUUCAAAUCUAACCAAAUUCCCAUUCAAAUUUUCUUCACUGAUUUCAGAUUCCACGCUUAUAAAAUCCCCAUUUUACAUUUCAUUUCCUUUGAUCUGUACAUCCUAAUUCUUGGAUCCAAAUCAUCUGAUCACAAAUUUAAACUCAAAUCUAAUUUUAAUUUUAAUUUUUCUUGAUUUGCAUUCGAUAGAGAUUCUAUAAAAUGGCGACAAUGGAGAGUUUGAUUGGAUUAGUUAACAGAAUCCAACGAGCUUGUACUGUUUUAGGUGAUUAUGGCGGCGAAGGCAUGUCUUUAUGGGAAGCUCUCCCGUCUGUUGCUGUUCUCGGAGGCCAGAGUUCUGGAAAAUCUUCAGUGUUGGAAAGUGUUGUUGGGAGAGAUUUCUUGCCUCGUGGAUCCGGAAUUGUUACGCGGAGGCCGUUGGUGUUGCAGCUUCAUAAGAUAGAGGAUGGGAAGGCUGAAUACGCAGAGUUUCUUCAUGCGCCAAAGAGGAGGUUUAAUGAUUUCGCUGCUGUGCGUAAGGAGAUUGCAGAUGAAACUGACCGAAUUACUGGGAAGUCGAAACAAAUAUCUAACAUCCCAAUUCACCUCAGUAUAUAUUCCCCAAAUGUUGUAAACUUGACACUCAUAGAUUUACCUGGAUUGACGAAGGUUGCUGUAGAGGGCCAGCCAGAAAGUAUAGUCGAAGAUAUAGAAAAUAUGGUUCGAUCUUAUGUUGAGAAGCCCAACUCCAUUAUAUUGGCUAUAUCUCCAGCUAAUCAAGAUAUUGCCACUUCUGAUGCAAUAAAACUUGCCAGAGAAGUUGAUCCUUCAGGUGAAAGGACAUUCGGUGUGCUGACAAAGCUUGAUCUGAUGGAUAAAGGAACUAAUGCUCUCGAUGUUCUUGAAGGAAGGUCAUACAGACUGCAACAUCCCUGGGUUGGAGUUGUUAAUCGUUCACAAGCUGACAUUAACAAGAAUGUGGACAUGAUCGCUGCUCGUAGAAAGGAGUGUGAAUAUUUUGAAACAAGCCCUGAAUAUGGACAUUUGGCUAGUAAAAUGGGUGCUGAGUAUCUGGCAAAACUUUUGUCUAAGCAUUUAGAGACAGUUAUCAGACAGCGCAUACCAAGUAUCAUCGCGUUAAUUAAUAAGACCAUUGACGAGCUUAAUGCAGAGUUGGACCGCAUUGGCAGGCCUAUUGCAGUAGACUCAGGGGCUCAGCUUUAUACGAUUCUUGAAAUGUGUCGUGCUUUCGACCGUGUAUUUAAGGAACAUCUGGAUGGAGGCCGCCCCGGUGGAGAUCGAAUUUAUGGAGUUUUUGAUCAUCAACUUCCAGCUGCUUUAAAAAAGCUGCCAUUUGACCGACAUCUCUCUUUGAAAAAUGUGCAAAAAGUUGUUUCAGAAGCUGAUGGUUAUCAGCCACAUCUAAUUGCCCCAGAGCAAGGAUAUAGGAGGCUGAUUGAUGGAUCUAUCAGCUACUUUAAAGGACCUGCUGAAGCCUCUGUGGAUGCUGUCCACUUCAUUUUGAAGGAACUUGUGAGGAAAUCAAUAGCUGAAACAGAGGAAUUGAAGCGAUUUCCUACACUUCAAUCUGACAUUGCUGCUGCUGCAACUGAAUCUCUAGAAAAAUUCCGCGAUGAUAGCAGGAAAACAGUUUUAAGGCUGGUUGAUAUGGAGUCUAGCUACCUGACAGUGGAAUUUUUCCGGAAGAUUCACCUUGAAGGGGAUAAAAAUAUGAAUCCAAACUCAAGCUCAAAUCCCAAUUCAAACUCAAAUCCAAAUGCACCAGGCCCUAAUGCUGAUCGUUAUGCUGAUUAUAACUUCAGGAAGAUUGGUGCAAACGUCAAUGCUUAUAUUAAUAUGGUUUGCGACACACUAAGGAAUUCUAUUCCGAAAGCUGUAGUUUAUUGUCAGGUUAGAGAGGCUAAGAGAUCUCUUCUCAACCUCUUCUAUGCACAAAUUGGGCGGAGAGAGAAGGAGCGGCUCGGCGCAAUGUUGGAUGAGGAUCCUCAACUCAUGGAAAGGAGAACAACCAUAGCAAAGAGGCUUGAACUAUACAAAUCUGCUAGGGACGAGAUUGAUUCAGUUGCAUGGAAGUGAUACAUAUACAUUUAUUUUUUCCUCAUAUUGCAGGUUAGAUAUUACAUGGAAAAUUUGAGUUCAUAUUCUUUUUCGCGCUUGAUCAUCAUUAGAAGAUUUAUUCUUAUACUCCGGCAUGUGGCCGUACAUUGAUAGUGGGAUAUGGUGGAACUAUUCUGUUUUACAUACACAAUCUUUAAGAUUUUUGGCUAUGGCUGUAUCUAUCUAACAGUAAUCAAGCUCCAUUGUAUGUCAAUUUCUUAUUGUAUUA